Trichomonas vaginalis G3 is the source of this 474-nucleotide messenger RNA. Its product is annotated as protein of unknown function, DUF4106 family. The annotation marks the transcript as partial. The transcript has a single exon. NCBI's taxonomy places the organism in Eukaryota, Parabasalia, Trichomonadida, Trichomonadidae. The record is from RefSeq and is a predicted model, not a curated record.
AUGCUUAAAGAAGACUAUGGUUACCCAGAUACUAUUGACUUUAGUGACAGAUAUAAAGAAGCUAUUCGAAAGUUCAAUGAAGGAAAUACUGACCCGAACCUAUUUAGCUUUAUGGCUCAACACCAAAUCGGAUAUAAUUUCAAACCUGGAAAAUACAAGCUCGCUAAGGGAUAUGAUUUAAUAGCAUAUCAUCCAAAUGACAUGAACGAAUUUACUCCGAGAUAUUUGGUGUCAGAGCUAAAUGACAAUUCAACUAUCUUCAUGAAACGCGUAAAAAAUAGAGACGGAACGAAAGAACAAAGGCUUAUGAAUGCGAAUGACUUAAAUAGGGAACUUGUUGAAAACGGUAUCGGAAUAUAUGAAAUGCCAGCAGAUGAGGUACAAGAAACUCCACAGGAAGAAGUUCAGAUACAACCAGACAUGGAAGAAAUAGUUCAGCAACAACAGCUAGAAGAGCCUGAAGGAAACGAACAA